Molecule: messenger RNA, 1318 nt
Organism: Carassius carassius (crucian carp)
Lineage: Eukaryota; Metazoa; Chordata; Actinopteri; Cypriniformes; Cyprinidae
Product: interferon gamma receptor 1-like
Exons: 7
Coding region: 116-1246 (376 amino acids)
Molecular function (GO): protein binding
Source: RefSeq, a predicted model, not a curated record
UGGCAACCCUGCGAGUGCGCGAGAGACGAUCACACACACAGAGCUCGUUCAGGAACAGCGUUAGGACACACAUCUAAGUGCGCCCUGCGACGGCUUUCAAAACACAUUUCUGACUAUGUCGAAGCAUGCUGUGGUUCAGCUCGGUGUCGUUUACGCGUUACUGUUUCCAGCCGUCUUUGGGUUCGUUCCCUCUCCAACAAACGUCAGUGUUGUUUGUCACAAUUUUGUGAACGUCCUCUACUGGAACCACAGUAACCCAACUGAACAGACGAAAUUUGCCAUAAAAGUUGAAGCUUAUGAAAGUGCUUCCCAAACAGUGGACACCUCUCAGACGUACCUUGAUAUCAGCAGUUACAGCACAGAUGUGGAAGAUGAUUACUUGGUGUUCCUGACAGCACAUGAUGGGCAAGAGAAAUCAGAAAACGUCUCCAUCAGAUUCACUUACAGCAAAGACUAUUUUGAUGAGAAGAAACAUAAAUAUAAAUGCUCUUUGGACUUUCCAGCUGUGAAUACAUCUGUCCACAAAGAUGUGAUCGAAGUGUCCUUUCAGCACCCUUUCAUGCUUUAUAAGCAAGAGAUUAUGAAUGAUGAAUUUAUGUACACAAUCACACAUGAUGAGCAAAUGGUAGAAUACUCAUGUUUUGAGGAGGAUGAACUGUGCAUUGCAGAAGUCCACUUUAACCAAAGCGUUGCUGGACAGUGUGUGGAGCUGAAGCUUGAAGGGGUGAUUGCUGGUAUUCCUUCAUAUACCUUCAGAAACAUUUGUGUCCCUCAGCAGCCGCCUGAGAACGACAAAACGGGAAUAAUCGCAGCUUUGAUAGGCGUAGGAACCAUUGUGCUCUUCAUUUUCAUGGGCUUUGUGUGGCUGCUCUGCAGGAAGUGGUCCAAAAUCCCCAAAAUUCCUGCAUUUUUGCGGAACGUUAUACCCGUCCAGUCUUCUACAACCCAACCCGAGCCGACCCCCAUUUCUAGAAUGACACCUCAGGGACACACACCCCUACUGACACAGACUUUUAGUUAUGAUUCUUUCCCCAGUUCCCCAACUGAGAAAGACUGCAAAGAAAACACUAUCCUUGAUGACACCGGAGUGGCUCUCCCUGUGGUUUCUGAAGAGGACAUGGAGGGUGAAGACUUUGAAGGCUUGCAGGUUUGCAGGUCGUCUGACUAUGACAGUCCUAAAUUCCUGCAGGAGAUGAGUCCAGGGGACUUUACUGAGGGAUACGGCCCUCGGCCUCCAGUGAUUUAGGUCUAAACGUGUGUAAGAAUGACACUGGAAAGUGAUUGCAUUUCUUGUGGAAAGACGGCUUGUUCACACCAA